This is a messenger RNA of Vespula pensylvanica (western yellowjacket), 1408 nucleotides long. RefSeq lists its product as uncharacterized. NCBI's taxonomy places the organism in Eukaryota, Metazoa, Arthropoda, Insecta, Hymenoptera, Vespidae. The coding region runs from base 95 to 1408 and encodes 437 amino acids. The record is from RefSeq and is a predicted model, not a curated record. The transcript has 3 exons.
AAUAUAAUGCUCGAUAGACGUAGAUGCGAAAUCAAGUCAUAUUUAAUCUUCGUUGGGAUAAAACUCAAGAAUUUCAUUUUAUUUAAUCACGAAGAUGUAUAAAAAGGCAAAUAAAGUGAUUAGCACUCCCAUCGAAAGUGAAUUCCCAAAUAGUUCAUUGUCGAUGUCGGAUAUAAAGCAUAGCUCGUCGGAUGGUGUAAAACAAAUAAAUACAAGUGGUAUUAAAAGAAUUGCAUCCGAUAGUAGUACUAAUAACAAAAAAAUCAAACGUAAACGAAGAGUUAGAAAAUUGUAUAAGAGAGCUGCGUAUUAUAAUAAAAAAGGAAGAAGAUUAAUCUUAUCGGAAACCUCUAAUAGCGAAUGGGAAACACAAUCUAUAGAUACAUAUACGGAUAAAAUAAAAUUAUUACAAACGAAAGAAAAGAAAAAUCAACAAGAAAUUCCAUACAAAUUAUACGAAACUCCGGAACGUAUACGUGAUGCGAAAUAUAACGAUCACAAUAAUUUCUUACUCUCACCGAGUUUAAUCUCUUUAAGAUCAAACGAUAAUUCUCCGAACAAAGAUAUCGUCGAUAAAGAAGAUGAUUUAGUGUUUUUGGAUGAAGAUAACAAAGAAAUUGAUCGUAUCUCUCCUAUUUUUGUGAGAUCAAAUCAGGUUAAGAAGUACCCAUCGGCGAGAGAAAAAACAUCGGCGAAAAAAUUAUUAGUAAAUAGAGAAAGUGGAAAUUGGCUCGUAGAUGUUCGAAUACCUACGAAUAGUGCCGAUUUAUUAUGGGAUAAAUACAUAUCAGAGCAUUCCGAUGAAUUCCCUCAACAUUUUCGAUCUAGUAACAUCUAUAAGACUGAUACAAAAAGGAUUGAUACAGAAAGUGAUACUGAUACAGAUGUUGGUGAUAUUUUAAAUAUACUUGAUGGAGAGAAAUUAAAGUUAUUGAAAACCAGAGAAUUGUCUAGAAUCAAGGGUAGUUUCAAUAAAAGAACGGGUUUGUUAACAACAAACAAUGAUAAGAUUGUUUAUAUAUCAGACAAUGAAAGUGAUUCGAAAUCCUGUAAAUCAAAAUGGCGGAGAGGAAAAUGGAUUAAGAAAAAAGAAAAAUUUAUGUUCAGUUCAAGCGAUAGUACGGAUUGUGAAAUACAGAAACAAAAUGGUAAUUUAAUGUCAUUUAACGAAUUUAAUGCGAAGCUUAAAGUGAAUAGACCUAAUCGUGAUUCGAAUCGUAAAAUGAAGAGAUAUCUUUCGUCUCGAAAUAAAAACCACGUAUGUACUUCUUUAGCUUCGUCGUCCACAAUGUCGAAAGACAACUCUAAAGUUAAAAUUAAAUCGAUGGUAUCUUUAAAGUCUGUACAUUACAAAAGACAAUCAAGUGGUAAUUAUCAUAUAACGACUAUAGAGUCUUCGUCGUCGUAA